UAGAGAAGCCAUUGCUGGCGCGAGAAGCUCUCUCUCUCUCUCUCUCUCUCUCUCUCAGAGAGCUCUUGGGCGGUCCAUCAUCGGCUCCGAGGCCUCCUUCAUCUCAUUAUCCUACUUCGCCUUCCUCUUUGGUUAGAACUUCUAUUGCAAAAGUCCAACUAGGCAUGGGGACGGACUGGGAGAUUAUUCACAUACCAGCGAAGCUGCCAUCUUCUACUGAGCAAGCUGCAGUGGAAGUCAUUGCUGCAACAAUUGAACCAAAGCUUGCAAACACACUUGUGAGGAAGUUGAAUCAGAUAUGCCCACUGGAGAAUCUGCGUCACGCUAAACGAGUACGUAAGAGAAUAAUUGAAGGAAAAGUGGAGUUAGCAGUGAUCUUAUGUCUGUCCUUUGGAUCUAGUGAGCACAUGGAGGGAAUGCCAAAUGAUUUACUGCAACUACUUAAUAAUUACCAGUUAAGUCCGUUCAUAGCAAGAGUUGCUGAGUGCCCUGCCUUGUCCAAAGAAGAAUGGGAGGAACAGUGCAAACUCUGGCCAACAUCAUACCACCCACCAUCAAGCCUCGAUGGUGCGGGUGGAUUUAGUGAGGAAGAUUCUCAAUUUAUCAUCAAUUUUAUGAAAGUUGCCAUUCAGUUAGCAAAGCCAAACUUCCUUGGUGGAGAGGCAGUCAAUGCAGCUGUGAUUGUUGAUCCUAUGAGCAAGCAAGUUAUAGCAUAUGGUAGUGACCAAACAUUCUCAUUGCCCUCCACUAUAAUCAGCAGCUGUUCACACAUUGGACAGGAACCAACUAAUUCCUCUUCUCAACCCGGAGGAAACAGCCCACCAAACAAUGGAUAUCUUGUCUCUAAGUUGACACCAAACAAACACAAGCAGCCAUAUCAUCGGGUUUCUUGCCUACAUCCUUGGGGAUGGACUGAACUAAAUCCAUAUGAUCCAAAGCCACCAGAAAAGUGCGAUAGUGAUUAUGCAUGGCAUCCUUUGAGGCAUGCUGCUCUAGUUGCCAUCGAGAAUGCAGCUGCAAGGGACAGAAGCCUAUUUCCCAAUCCAGCAUCUUCCAUAAAGCAUUCUACUUCCAUGGAUAAUUUGCUUCAGCCUGACGACAUCCCCUCAAAACGGCUGAAAACUAAUACACCAGAGAAUGAGAAGUUAGAAGAGGAAGCUGCAAAGAAUGUUUCUACAUCAGAGGCGACACGUCCUUACUUAUGCACCGGGUUUGACAUUUUCCUUGUUUGGGAGCCAUGCACAAUGUGUGCAAUGGCUCUUGUUCAUCAAAGAAUCCGACGCAUUUUCUACGCCUUUCCCAAUCCAAAUGACGGUGCUCUGGGCAGUGUCCACAGGCUGCAGGGAGAGAAAAGCUUGAACCACCAUUACUCUGUUUUCCGAAUUUUGGCCCCCAAACUGGAAGAACAUAUUUGAUAUUUUUUACUUAUGAUUUGCAGAAAAAAAAA
Dioscorea cayenensis subsp. rotundata (Guinea yam) is the source of this 1447-nucleotide messenger RNA. Its product is annotated as tRNA-specific adenosine deaminase TAD3. Gene Ontology annotation, molecular function: tRNA-specific adenosine-34 deaminase activity. The record is from RefSeq and is a predicted model, not a curated record. NCBI's taxonomy places the organism in Eukaryota, Viridiplantae, Streptophyta, Magnoliopsida, Dioscoreales, Dioscoreaceae. Gene Ontology annotation, biological process: tRNA wobble adenosine to inosine editing. Gene Ontology annotation, cellular component: nucleus; cytoplasm.